Brettanomyces nanus is the source of this 915-nucleotide messenger RNA. RefSeq lists its product as uncharacterized. The record is from RefSeq and is a predicted model, not a curated record. The transcript has 2 exons. The coding region runs from base 1 to 915 and encodes 304 amino acids. NCBI's taxonomy places the organism in Eukaryota, Fungi, Ascomycota, Pichiomycetes, Pichiales, Pichiaceae.
AUGGAAAAAGAAGAUACCCAGGAGAUUGAUCGGGAGUCAAUUUUUCCUUCGGGAGUAGGAGAUUCGAUGAAAUCGAUACUUUCCAAGACCAACGACCUUACUUCCGCAUCGUUCAACAAGAUGAUGGACGCUUCGAUGCGAUUCUUUGGAUCCGAUGCAGAUCCAUACUCGUUUUUUGAUGAUAGCAUUGGAAAUAGUUCCAUAUUUAACACAUUCAAAAAUCUCUAUGGAUCUGAAUCGAGACCUGAUGGCUUUGUGACAUAUCCAGUUCCAAGCGUUGAGUUAUACUCGAAAUGUAAGAACAAGGAAGGUCUGGCAGCAUGGGAUUCACGUGGUUAUUGGCACUGCAUCUUUCCUCGCGCCCAAGUUUCUGAAGAGACGCUUAAAGACCCGAACACAAUGACCAAAGAAGACGUAGAGGCCGAUUUCGACCACAAGAAGUACGGUGUGUUCUUUGAGAACUUCAACGAUCUAAUGGAUUGGCGUGUGAAGAUGCGCGAGGUGGUGAAGCAGAAGACCGAGAAGGAGUGGUCUCAGUACCGAGAGCAGGAGAAGGCCAAAUGGAACUUUCUUAAUCAAGGAAUGAAGGACGAGGCUUCUACAGAAUCGACUGCUAUCGACUCGUCUGCAGAUGAUGGUGUAUACAAUUUCCCAACGGCCUCCACAUCCGGACCUACAUUGAGUGCAUCAGGAACGUCGACGUCUACAGUGGUCAAUACACUGGAUAAUGGAGAUAUCGAAAAGAGUACCGUUGUUAGACGGUACUUUGAUAACGGAACAUCGGAAGAAAGAGAGUACAAGGAGAUUAUCGAUGGAAAGACAGGAAGAUCCAAGAUUGUGGACCAGAACGUGAGCAAAUAUCCAAACCACAGCGCCUUGAAGAAGGGGGGAUGGUUCUGGAACAAGAAGGAUUGA